GUCCCGGCCUGCAGCCCCGGUACCGCAGCCUCCCGCGCAGCUCCGCCCGCGCCGGGGUCCGGAGUGCGGGACCGUGGAGGGCGGGGGCGGACAGUGCCGGUCCGGUCCCGGGGACAACGAUGGGGCGGGACGGCGGGAGCUCGGCGGCGGGGCUCGGGCUGAGCCGGCUAUUUUUGCCACGGGCCUGGGCUAAUCCCCUGAGCCGCUUCCCGGCGUUAAGUAACGGCGCGGCGGGAUGCGCUCGCCGGCGGCCCCGGCUUGUCGCGGUGCGGCGGGGCCGGCGGCGACGCGCCCGGUGAGGGCUGGGGGCCCCGGGUACCCGCCGCCGAUCCCCGAGGUAACCCGGACUCAGGCCGGCUGGUAGUGGCGGGCGGCGAGGCCUGUCGGGGCGACCAUGCCGGGAACUUCGCCCGGCGGGUCCCCGGAGAGGGAGGCGGGGACCGGAGGGCGGCCGCGGGGGCCCGGCCGGGGCAGGCGGGUACGGUUCCUCCUGCCCCACACCGCCAUCGCUCUGCCCUCGGUGCGCGAGGAGGAGCAUCUCUUCUACCAGCGGCUGGAGGCGCUGGCGGCCCCGGGACCCGGCGGUUUCGCGCCGCUCUUCGCGGCCGACGGCUGGAGCGACCUGACGGGUGAGCGCUCGCAGGCGGCCCCGGGGAGAGCCGCGCCGGGGGCCCGGGCCCCGCGGGUCUCGGGGCGGCUCUCAGGGCCGCCGCCGCCCGCAGAGGACCGGCUGCUGCGGAAGCGCGUGGUACGGGAUGGACAGGACGGGCCGCGGCCGCGGCCGGGCCAAGAGGUGUCGGUGAAGGUGCUGGGAGUCCUGGAGGACGGCGGGCUGGUGGAGCGGGACCCGCGGCUCACCUUUGUGCCAGGCCACGGCGACGUCGUGCAGGCACUGGAGCUGGGUGUGCCCACCAUGCAGCCCGGGGAGGUCGCCUUCUUCCUCGCUGCCUUUUCCUACGGCUACGGCCACCCGGGCAGGGAGCCAGACGUGCCGCCCGAGGCGCCGCUGCUGUUCGAGGUGACGCUGCUGGAAGUGCGGGACGACCCCGACCCGCAUCAGCUGCCACCCGCCGCCCGCCUGCGCCUGGGCGCGCAGCGGAGGGAACGGGGAAACUUUCACUUCGCGCGGGGAGACUUCGCGGCGGCGCUGCACUCCUACCGUCUGGCCCUGCGCGCCCUCGACGGCCCCGUCGCCGCCCCGCCCGGGCCGCAGGAGGAAGAGGAGCUGCAGGAGCAGCGUGUCAAGUGCCUCAACAACUGCGCGGCCGCCGAGCUGAAGCUGCAGCGGGCGGACGAGGCGCUGGCGGCCUGCGAGGCGGCGCUGCGCAUCUGCCCGGACAACGGCCGAGCGCUGCUCCGGCGGGGGCAGCUGCUGGCACAGCAGGGCCGGGACGCGGAGGCCGCGCUGGACCUGAGAAGAGCCCUGGAGCUGGACCCGGCCAGCAAGGUGAUCCACGCCGAGCUCUCGCGGCUGGUGAAGCGCCGGAGCCCCUUGUCCAGCGGCAGCCCCCAGGAGCCCCGCCACGGCCCGAUGCCGCCGCCGAGCGCCGGAGCCCCAGCGCCGUCCGCGACGGAAGGAACGGCCUGAGCAGCCUUGGAACCCCCGAUGGAGCUGCCCCGCUGGGGACGGAGGAGAGGCUGCUGGGCCGUCGGUGGCCCGGUCCGAGGACUGCAGCAGCCCCGGGCGUCGGACCGAGGGGACGGGCAGGCGCCCGCGGUGGCCCGGCCUGUCCUGUGCGGCUCCGCAGCCACGCCCCUCGGCGCGGCAUGAAGGGGCGUGGCUCCACAU
Molecule: messenger RNA, 1789 nt
Organism: Columba livia (rock pigeon)
Lineage: Eukaryota; Metazoa; Chordata; Aves; Columbiformes; Columbidae
Product: peptidyl-prolyl cis-trans isomerase FKBP8-like
Exons: 7
Coding region: 395-1588 (397 amino acids)
Biological process (GO): negative regulation of apoptotic process; protein folding
Cellular component (GO): membrane; mitochondrial envelope; cytosol
Molecular function (GO): protein binding; protein folding chaperone; peptidyl-prolyl cis-trans isomerase activity
Source: RefSeq, a predicted model, not a curated record